Ochotona princeps (American pika) is the source of this 2594-nucleotide messenger RNA. It is a transcript of the gene TM6SF1, whose product is annotated as transmembrane 6 superfamily member 1. The transcript has 10 exons. Bases 439 to 1896 code for a protein of 485 amino acids. The record is from RefSeq and is a predicted model, not a curated record. Gene Ontology annotation, cellular component: lysosomal membrane. NCBI's taxonomy places the organism in Eukaryota, Metazoa, Chordata, Mammalia, Lagomorpha, Ochotonidae.
CUCUGUGCAGGGAAGGAGGGUGGGGAAGGGAGGUGUCUCUGGCCCUCCCUCCGCCUCAGUGGGGCACCGGGGCACCUUGUCUUCCACCCUUUGUUCCCUACAGCGCCCGCCUGGCUCCCUGGCCGCAGCCUGGCCCUCCAGGAGCUUCCUGCAAUAGAAUUCAGCAAGGAGGGCUGGACAGGAUAGGGUUCGACCCCACAGGCCCACGCGGGGGUGGGGAACCCUUGUUUUCUGCAGUUCCCCAGACAGCGCCAGACUCAAGGUUUCCGGGCCUGGUGUCCCUCCACGCGUGCUCCCCGUUUCGCACGCAGAGGUGGGCACAGCCGGUGAGAGGGUAGUCAGGGCUCAAGACUGAAAUUCUGAUCUCUUGCACCUCGCGGCGCGCGGGGAGACCCCGAGGUCGCCGGGGCAUGUGUCCCGCCUGUUCUCUCUGGGCCCAUGGCUGCCGGGGACCCGGUCUGUGGUCCUUCUCGUCUGACACCCUCCCCCUCAGGUUUGGGCACCUGUGCCCGGGCAAGGCUGGCGCCGCCCCUCGGCGUCGGCGCGCGCUCCUCGCUGCGCCCUGGCGCCCUGGCGCCCCCAAGACAGCGGCGUGGCGCGGCCGCCCCGGCGGGACUGUACCCGCGCCGCCCUGCUCCCCGGGCCGGCGCUGCGGGCGGCGCGGGGCGGGGCGCGGCCGGGGCUCCGGGAGCCGACGCCGCGGGGCGCGGGCGCCGCCGGAAGCGGGCGGGGCGCGGGCGGGAUGCGGUGAAGGGCGAGCGGCGCGGCGCGGCGGCGGCGGCGAUGAGUGCUUCUGCAGCCACCGGGGUCUUCGUGCUGUCCCUCUCGGCCAUCCCGGUCACCUAUGUCUUCAACCACCUGGCAGCCCAGCGCGACUCCUGGACAAUCGUAGGGGUGGCUGCUCUCAUCCUGCUCCUGGUGGCCCUGCUGGCUCGCGUCCUCGUCAAACGAAAGCCGCCCAGGGACCCGCUCUUCUAUGUGUAUGCAGUUUUCGGAUUUACCAGCGUGGUGAACCUCAUCAUCGGACUAGAGCAAGAUGGAAUCAUCGAUGGCUUCAUGACUUACUACCUGAGAGAGGGUGAACCGUACCUGAACACCGCCUACGGCCACAUGAUCUGCUACUGGGACGGCUCAGCCCAUUACCUGAUGUACCUAGUGAUGGUGGCCGCCAUCGCCUGGGAGGAAGGUUACAGAACCGUUGGCCUGUAUUGGGUUGGCUCUAUUCUCAUGAGCAUUGUUGUGUUUGUGCCUGGAAACAUUGUAGGGAAGUAUGGAACCCGAAUUUGCCCUGCUUUUUUCUUAAGCAUACCAUACACUUGUCUUCCCAUCUGGGCUGGCUUCAGAAUUUAUAAUCAGCCAGGAGAGCCUUGUAAUUACCCCUCCAAGGUCGUGCAAGAAGCACAAGCGAAGGACCUACUGCGAAGACCGCUGGACCUCGUGCUGGUCGCAUGUCUCCUACUGGCCACUGGCUUCUGCCUCUUCAGAGGCCUGAUCGCCUUGGACUGCCCGGCUGAGUUCUGCCGGAUGUACACUCAGUUCCAAGAGCCCUACCUCAAGGACCCCGCCGCAUACCCCAAGAUUCAGAUGUUGGCGUACCUGUUCUAUUCUGUCCCGUACUUCGUGAUGGCGCUGUAUGGCUUGCUGGUUCCUGGCUGCUCCUGGAUGCCUGACCUCACGCUGCUGCACGCUGGAGGCGUUGCUCAGGCUCAGUUUUCUCACAUUGGUGCUUCUCUUCAUGCUAGAACUGCUUAUGUCUACAGAGUCCCCGAAGAAGCAAAACUUCUUUUUUUAGCAUUAAACAUAGCAUACGGAGUUCUUCCUCAGCUCCUGGCCUACCGGUGCAUCUACAAACCCGAGUUCUUCAUAAAAACAAAGGCAGAUGAGAAAGUGGAAUAAAAAGACGCCCGGCUUGACAUUCUUCCUCUGCUCCCUGAUUUUUGUUACCCUGGUACUUUGUCCCAUGGUGUUCUCCCUUCAUUCCCGAAUACUUAAGACUACACAAAUUAAAAAAAAAAAGUAAACUCCUGCUCUGUACUUUAUGCCUGAACUAUAUGACGUGGUAUUUUGUAGGUAAAUUUUUCUUUGAAGGGAGAUUCAAGUUGUUGAGAAAGUUUGUUUAAAGAAAUAUAUUUGAAAUUAUUUAUGAAUGAAUGACCGUUUAUCUCAAUGCUCUGUUUGCUAAUAAAUAGCUGUCAAGUGUGGAACGCUACAAUCUAAUCACCUACAAUAGUGAGCAUGAAAAUGAAACUACUCAAAAGUGAGUAUGAUCCAUGCAUAUAAAAAGUUCAGACUAGCCAAUGCAGGUUGGAGAGACAACUAUUUACCAGACAUACACGCCUUAUCAUGAACCUCAAUUUGCAGGUCAAAUCAUCAGAAUAUUUCACAAAUGUUUGGAAAAUGUUUUCCCAGGGAAAGUUCAAAAUUGGCUUUUACUAGUUUGUGUGUGUGUGUAUGUAUGUAUGUGUGUGAAUCUAAGUAGCUAAAGAGAGAGUAACUUUACCACUACCUUUAAUUAACAUUGGUUUUACUGGUGGCUGGAAAUGUUUAUAUUAUAUUUCUGUGUGUAUUUUUAAUAAAAUUAUUUUUGGCCUUUU